Messenger RNA from Tremella mesenterica DSM 1558, 876 nucleotides. RefSeq lists its product as uncharacterized. The coding region runs from base 1 to 876 and encodes 291 amino acids. The record is from RefSeq and is a predicted model, not a curated record. The transcript is spliced from 3 exons. NCBI's taxonomy places the organism in Eukaryota, Fungi, Basidiomycota, Tremellomycetes, Tremellales, Tremellaceae.
AUGAGCCCCCAGGAAAGCGUACCCCGAACAUCAUAUCUCAUCGAUGCGGAACCGAAGCUAUAUCAACUGCCUCCUGAUCAUCCUGCCCUCAGCGACAAACUUCUCGACGGGUAUCCAGUGACCGCAGCCACGACCAAGUUCUACGAGAUCAACCCUCAUUAUCACCCUAUCAACUCUUGUCUCUGGAGCGUACGACUGGAACAACCUCCAUUCUCAGUUUCACCAAAAGCGAGACCGUCGAAAAGAGGAGGAUAUAAAAAAUGGCCCAUAGCAGGAUUCACAGUAUUAGGAUUGAACACGAAGAGUGAACCUGCUGUUUUUGAUAGAGCUAGUUUAUGUCAAGAUGGGAGUUUAUUAUUAGGAGCUUGUAUGCAACAUGGGAGAGUUGGACAUAGAGAUGAUUGUCCUCAUAGGAAUAUCAGAUUACCUCUUUUGAAACAUCCUUAUCAAUUCCAUUCAUCAACUAUCGACUCACCAUUCCAACUCUCACCUUUCGCGACAACUUCUACAUCUACAUCUAAAUCUACAUCAACCAUCCCAUCCCAAACUCCAUCAAACAACCAAACUCAACUGAAAUCCACAUCCAUAUCCUCGAACAAUAACAAUAAGUCGAUUCGUAAUACGGCUUUGGGACUUAGUCAAAAUCAACAGACAACUACUACGGAAACCGAAAAAUUGUUACGUCACGCACUUCAAAAAGCUCUUGGAGAAUUAGCUUAUUCAACUGAAUUGAGAAGGAAAAUAAUAGAGAAAGUAGAGGAAGAACAUCCUGGGAUGAUCAAUGUUGAGACUAUGUUAAGUUGGGUAGAAGUCGCUAAAGCUGUCGAAAGGAAAAUUGGGAAAGUGGAUGUUGAUAGAUAUUUACAAAAUCUGUAA